This is a messenger RNA of Rangifer tarandus platyrhynchus (Svalbard reindeer), 345 nucleotides long. NCBI's taxonomy places the organism in Eukaryota, Metazoa, Chordata, Mammalia, Artiodactyla, Cervidae. The record is from the annotation of a GenBank genome assembly.
AUGCUGAGCGGAGUGUGCGGCCGGCUCGCGUCAGCGCUGCGAGGGACACGCGCGCCGCCGUCCGCGGUCGCCCUGAGGUGUGUGCACGCGUCCAGCUCGCGGCCGUCCACAGAUAAGAGCGAGAGGACGGAGAAACCGCCCCGCGCCUUCGACCAGGCCUUGUUGGAGUUUCUGGUGUGUCCGCUCUCCAAGAAGCCGCUCAGAUAUGAAGCAUCGACAAAUGAAUUGAUUAAUGAAGAGUUAGGCAUAGCCUAUCCAAUUAUUGAUGGGAUUCCUAAUAUGAUACCACAGGCAGCUAGGAUGACACAUCAAAAUAAGAAGCAAGAAGAAGUGGAGCAGCACUAG